GAAAUUUCGAAUCAGUCUCGAAGCGAACGCAGCCGAGCGAUUAGGAGUGCCAGCCGAUAGACGUCUCGGCUCUCUGGAGGCCCAUUCUCUAGCCAUCGCCAACUCUAGAUAGAUAUAAGGUGUAUCCCUGCAGGCAUCCUAAAAUUAAGAGUCUGUUAAACAGAUAUAUGACCCAAGACACAUCUCCAGACGAGGCUUUUGUUGUUAUGGCUGGUGUAAGUGCUCGUUUUAUUUUGCUUCUAGAGCCUAAGAGUUGUUGUUGAAACAUGACAAAUAUCUUUACAUAUUGUUAUAAUUAUGGUGUGAUCUUCAUGGAUCAUUUCUUGUUUCUGGACAAAAGCUAAGAUAAAGAAAGUAGCAUCAAUCAAAUAAUCCAUCCCUCUGGCUCUGGUGUUGUAGAGUAUACUUCAGAGUUCAGUGAUGGUUAUAAGGAUCACAUUCUCAGUUUUGGGACCGGACACCCAAGAGGAAAGGUUCAGAGGAUCUGGAAAAUUCUUACUGAGAUUGCCAUAUCAGUUAUGGAUGUUAAAAUGCAUGGGUUGUGUGUUGAUGCUGCAAUCACUGGCAUAAUGCUCCUCCAUUAGCAAAACUCCAGGUGAUUCCUUAUAUAAUUACCCUGCCACUUGCAAAUGGAUUCUGUAGAAGUUCUUCAAAUGGUCUUAAGAGGUUUUGAAUAAUUGUUGGAUACAUGAUUUCCAAAAUAGAUUAAGCAUAGAAACUAUAUUUAUUCUUACAGUCAGUACAUCCAAAGUUUAUCUGUUGGUUUAUUCUUUGUUGGCUGACCUGAGCAGACCUGACUUCAAGAUCCGACACCAGAUUUUAAUACACAGAUGACAAUGGUAUAUCCUGCAGGCAUCCUAAACUUAGAGUCUGUUGAACAAAGAGAGGCAUCUUAAAAUGUAAUUGUCUUUACAUUUCGUCAUUAUUUUAGUAUUAUCUUCAUGAAAUCUUCAUGAAUCAUUUCUUAUGUCUGAGAUCAGCUGCUAAGAUAAACAAAGUCUAAAGAACAUAGUCUAAGCAUUUAAAAGAAUUGUUUCUAUGGUUUAUUUUUAGUUAUGCUGCUUGUUCUUUUUCCAUUAAAUAAUAGAAACUUUGUGAAGUUAUUCUGGUAUUUGAAUUCAGCUGCUUUCAUAGUCAAGUCAAACUUACUGCUGUGCAGUCAAUAUAGGAGAUGUUGUUGUGAUCUGAGCUUUUCAUUGUGUUUUGCAAUAAUAUAAUUUGCAGCUUAUUGCAUAAUAAAUCACAGCACGAAUUGAUACUUUUGUAGAUUGUUGGAAGUUGAAAGGUAAUUCAUUUAUCAAAGAAUCUAAAUUGUUUCAUUAAGAAAACUGAGACGAUGGUAGGAGAUGUUAAGAUUAUGUAGGUCUGAUCUUGUUUCUCUUUGUACGUCAGUAACAUCAUAAUCACUUUGUUUAAAAACUUCAAUUUACUGUAAGUUCUAUUUGUGGUGUUUCUCUCUUUUUUCAACUCGCUACAUUUCCUGUUAUAGUUUCUUGUUUUUUCUUUCAGAUUUUGUUAUGUGUACUCACCAUUGCUUUUGUAAUUAUGGGCUUGUAUUAACUAAUAGAGAGUCCUCAGUAUUAUAAGAUAUGGUUAAAGUGUAACAGAGAUAGGGAAAGUAGUUUA
This is a messenger RNA of Rubroshorea leprosula, 1626 nucleotides long. Lineage: Eukaryota; Viridiplantae; Streptophyta; Magnoliopsida; Malvales; Dipterocarpaceae. The record is from the annotation of a GenBank genome assembly.